UCCAUCAUCUUCCUCAAUUCUCCAAUUCCCAGAUCUGUUAGGGAUUUCAAAAAGAGCCAUGGAGAAUGGGAAAAGAGACAGAGACGACAUGGAAGUGCAACCCUCCCCUAGAAAGCCACGUGUACUCCUCGCAGCAAGCGGAAGCGUCGCCGCCAUCAAAUUCGGCAACCUCUGCCACUGCUUCACAGAAUGGGCGGAAGUGAGAGCCGUCGUCUCGAAGUCGUCUCUCCACUUCCUCGACAAGCUCUCUCUCCCACCGGAAGUGACUCUCUACACAGACGAAGAAGAGUGGUCGAGCUGGAACAAGAUCGGCGAUCCCGUGCUUCACAUCGAGCUCAGACGCUGGGCUGACGUCAUGGUCAUCGCUCCUUUGUCUGCUAACACUUUAGCCAAGAUAGCUGGUGGGAUGUGUGAUAAUCUUCUGACUUGUAUCAUUCGAGCUUGGGAUUAUAGCAAACCGCUUUUCGUUGCGCCGGCUAUGAAUACUUUGAUGUGGAACAAUCCUUUUACGGAGAGGCAUCUUUUGUCGCUUGAUGAGCUUGGAAUCACACUUAUUCCUCCGAUCAAGAAGAGGUUGGCUUGUGGUGACUAUGGUAAUGGCGCGAUGGUUGAGCCGUCUCUUAUCUAUUCGACUGUUAGACUCUUUUGGGAGUCUCAGGGUCAUCAGCAGAGUGGUGGUGGAACUAGUUAAAAACCAUGGUCUAAUGGUUGGUUCUGUUUUCGGUGUCAUAGAUUGUUCUGUCUGUACUGCUUUGUGUUUGUAUAUGUUAAGAACAGCUGUCUGGAUUGAUGUCUCUUAACUACCAUUUUCACUGUCUCUCUCUUUCUCAGUAUUCAAGUA
Brassica rapa (field mustard) is the source of this 841-nucleotide messenger RNA. RefSeq names its product phosphopantothenoylcysteine decarboxylase. Lineage: Eukaryota; Viridiplantae; Streptophyta; Magnoliopsida; Brassicales; Brassicaceae. The record is from RefSeq and is a predicted model, not a curated record. Gene Ontology annotation, cellular component: phosphopantothenoylcysteine decarboxylase complex. Gene Ontology annotation, biological process: coenzyme A biosynthetic process. Gene Ontology annotation, molecular function: FMN binding; phosphopantothenoylcysteine decarboxylase activity.